UAUUCUGACAGACACACUUCCCUUCACAUCAGCAAAAUCAUGGCCGCUUCCCAAAUUAUUACAGCGAUUGUAUGUAUAACAAAAAAUACACUUGUAUUAUUGUGAAUGUAUGUGCUUCAUUUUAGUAUUCAGAGAAAUGUAAUGGGAAAAUAAAAACAAAAGAUAUUCUGCUCUGAUAAUGAAUUUGGCCCAUGGCAGACGGAAUCUGCAGAGCUUCACGGCGGAAAAAGCAAAAACAUCAGCAGUUAUUAGCCGCGAAUUUUCCUCGGCGCGAGCGAUCAAAACGGAGAAGAGUGCAGGGAAUAGUCCCCUGGGUCUCAGAGGGAAAUUCAGAUUCAAAUGCUUUCUUAAACUUAGAAACAAAUCUGAAUAAGGAUCAAGAAAACCCUAGAAACCCUAGUACAAUGUUUAUAAAUUUGAAUGGUGAAAACCCAAAAGAAAGCGGAGCUCAGAACGAGGUGGCUGGUAAUAAUAGUAAACCCCGGAUGGGUUUCGAUGCGGUCGGUUGGACAAAUUCUAUGAAUCAGAAAAUUCAGCCAGUUAAAAGUAAGGUUUCAGAAUUAAAUUAUAUGUACUAUAAAGGGGUGCUAGACGACGAGGCUAGAAGCCUUUGUAGUCGUGAGGGGAACCCUCAAAUUGAUCAUGGUACAGGGCCAACUAAUGACAGCGCAUGUGUUUUGUAUUCAGAGGAUUUUUCUGUUGUAUUGGAGUUACCUGGAAGGGAAAUUGGGAAUACGUGUGAAAUAGACAAUGUUGGCCAUCAGGAUGUGGAAUUGGUUUCCUUGCUCGACGAUGAAGAUGAGCGGGAUGGGGUUUGUCAAGCAGGGGUUGCUGGUAAGAAAGCGAGGAAGCGAGGAGGGCGAUUGCGGUGUAGGAAAGAAAUUGGGGAGCUAGACCAGUACCUCGACACACACAUUAUUGAUAGAUAUAUGGAGCAAAUAUGGAAGAAGCUUACCAAGAGUAAAAAGGAACACUGUACUUACCUGGAUUGCUUAUGGUUUUCAAUGUAUCUAGAGGAAUUGACAUCCUUCAAGAUCUUGAAAUGGAUAAAAGCAAAACGUAUUUUCUCAAAGCGAUACGUUUUCAUUCCAAUUGUUCACUGGGGUCAUUGGAAUUUGUUGAUUCUCUGUCAUUUUGGAGAGGAUUUGCGUUCCAGAGUGAGAACACCGUGCAUGUUGUUGUUGGAUUCCUUGAAGGAAACUGACCCAAGUCGGCUUGAACCUUUAAUAAGAAAGUUCCUUGUGGAAGUUCACAAGGGAGAAGGAAGGAAGGACAGUGACAAAGUUAUUUCAAGGUUCCCUCUUUUGGUUCCUGAAGUUCCACAGCAGACAAAUGGUAAUGACUGUGGUGUAUUCCUUCUCCAUUUCAUUGAUCUCUUUUUAAAACAAGCUCCAGACAAUUUCAGCACUUCUGAAGAUCGUUAUCCUUAUUUUCUCACCAAGGACUGGUUUAAGCUCCGUGAUAUCAGAAAGCGCCGCAAGCAAAUUAAUGAUGUACUUUUAAGGGAACAAGAUGGUACAAACCAGAUGGUAACGAGGAGAAUUUCAACAAGAAGUAAAAAGCUCAAUGGAUUUUUGAGUAGUGGUCGUGUGUCUAACUGGAUCGAUCUAUCUACCGGUGCUUGAGAUGUGGCUGCUGGCUGCAAGAUUUGUACACAUUCUAUUGAAGUCUUUUUACAUCAGUACCUUGCUUCUUAAUUCUCAAUUAAAGAUCAGGAGAAAUCACCAAAAUUUGCAAUCCUGUGUUCUCAAGCUGGCUUUUCAAACAUAUAGAGGUUAUAUGUCCCUCAAACUGGAUUGCAAACCACAAAUCUUGAAAAAUAUUGUUGUCUUUAGGACUUUGGGAAACAUCAAUUUGAUGUAAAUUUUUACACUGGUGAAGAUUCUUUUACUUACUGAAGAUGAAGAAGCAAAGGGGAUGGUGUUGGUAUCUUCACAAGCAUCGGGAGAGUUUAAUUUCACUCCAAAAUUAAAUAAUAUAUGUAUAACUUUUAGAGUUACAUAAUAUAUUUAAAAUUAAUUUUAUAAUUA
Messenger RNA from Cryptomeria japonica (Japanese cedar), 2030 nucleotides. Its product is annotated as probable ubiquitin-like-specific protease 2A. Gene Ontology annotation, molecular function: cysteine-type peptidase activity. The record is from RefSeq and is a predicted model, not a curated record. Bases 192 to 1625 code for a protein of 477 amino acids. The transcript has 7 exons. NCBI's taxonomy places the organism in Eukaryota, Viridiplantae, Streptophyta, Pinopsida, Cupressales, Cupressaceae. Gene Ontology annotation, biological process: proteolysis.